AUGCCUCCUAAAAAGGCUGCUAGCGGAGGCCCUAGUAAAAAGACUGACCAGAAGAAAAAGGAAAAAGUUAUUGAGGACAAAACUUUUGGCCUGAAGAAUAAAAAGGGUGCGAAACAACAAAAGUUUAUCCAGCAGGUUGAGAAGCAAGUAAAGAGUGGCGGGAUCUUUCCUGCCAAGCCCAUGGAUGACAAGAAGAAAGACAAGGAUGCAAAAUUAAAAGAGCAGAAGGAACUGGCAAUGUUAUUCAAACCUGUACAGACGCAGAAGGUUGAGAAAGGUACUGACCCCAAGUCUGUGGUGUGCGCUUUCUUUAAACAGGGCCAGUGUACCAAAGGAGAUAAGUGCAAGUUCUCUCAUGAUUUGACUAUAGAGAGGAAGGCUGAGAAGAGAUCUUUAUAUGUGGAUAUGCGAGAUGACGAUGAUAACAUGGACAACUGGGAUGAAGACAAGCUGAAAGAGGUGGUGGAGAAGAAGCAUGGGGAAGGAGAUAAACAGAGACCUACUACUGACAUUAUUUGCAGACAUUUCUUAGAAGCAGUAGAAAAAUCAAAGUAUGGAUGGUUCUGGGAGUGUCCAUCAGGAACUAAGUGUAUAUAUAGGCAUGCACUACCUGCCGGCUUCGUACUAAAGAGAGACAAGAAAAAAAUGGAAGAGAAGAAGAAUGAGAUAUCACUUGUAGACCUCAUUGAGAGGGAGAGGGCAGCACUAGGACCUAAUCAGACAAAGAUUACACUUGAAACAUUCUUGGCAUGGAAAAAGAGGAAGAUUAGUGACAAACAGGAGGCGCUCAACAAGGCAGAUGAACAGCGCCGCAGCGACUACAAGGCAGGAAGAGCGGUGGGACUUUCUGGUAGAGAGAUGUUCUCAUUCGAUCCUGCGCUGGCGGCUGAUGCUGAUGAGGAAGACGACGAGGCGGUGGACCUGGCCACGUAUGGCAAUGAAGAGCAGGAUAUGACGGAAUACAGGGAGGUGCAGUUCGAGCUUAUAGGCAUGGAAGCUUCUGAGGUGGACGAUACUGGUACGAAAGCAACAGAAGAUCGCCUUCAUCAGCUGAACAAUGGACUAGAAAACGGCACAGACAGCUCCAAAGCAGGCUCCCCCACCGCCCAGGACACGGGCGGGGACGUGCCCAUCAACGAGAACCUCUUCCUCGAUGAAGACCUUGAUGAGGAAUUAGAACAGCUAGAUCUGGAAGACUGA
This is a messenger RNA of Arctia plantaginis, 1200 nucleotides long. Lineage: Eukaryota; Metazoa; Arthropoda; Insecta; Lepidoptera; Erebidae. The record is from the annotation of a GenBank genome assembly.